GGAACCGAAUAUUACACAAGUGUUUCCCGACGGAACUAGUACUCCGUAGCACCUCGUGCGGAAUUCAGAAAUCUUCAACAUGGCGGAGACCCACAGCUUACAGGACAUGAGGCAGCAGGCGGCUGUCGCAGCCAAAGUCUUCAUUCAGAGAGACUACUCCAACGGAACCAUGUGCCAGUUCCAGACCAAGUUUCCUUCAGAGCUGGAGACCAAGAUUGACAAGCAGCAGUUUGAGGAGACGAUACGGACGCUGAACAACCUCUACGCCGAGGCAGAGAAGCUGGGAAGUCAGUCGUUCAUCGAAGGCUGCCUGGCCUGCCUCACCGCUUACACCGUCUUUCUCUGUAUGGAGACUCACUACGAGAAGGUUUUAAAGAAGAUUGCCAAAUAUAUCCAGGAACAAAACGACAAGAUCUACGCGCCACGAGGCCUCCUGCUGACAGAUCCCAUCGAAAGAGGACUCCGAGUCAUCGAGAUCACCAUCUACGAAGACAGAAGCUUCAGCAGAUAAAAGCGAUCCCAUGCGGAGCAGCAGAACCAACCUCCCCGAAGACCUCCAUGACCUACGACCUUAACGCUGCGUCAUUACAAUCCAUCCCCUCCACCUGGUGUAAGAGCAUGUGUCUUUCAGAGAAUCCCUUUGAAGAAAUGUUGUAGCAACAUUUGCUUUUAAUGUGCCCUGUUUUGUAUUUUAGUGCAUUUAAUCCAACUACAAAUAUGAUGAAAUAAGAGUUGAACUCAGAAUUUAACCAGUGUUUUUAUGCUGGACUAAUGCAGCUGUUUGAACGUUGGUGUUUUUGGAGAAAUACCCUCAUUUUCUUUGUUUUUUUCCCCCUUUUGGAAUGGUACAGCCAUCAAACAGGGUCACAUAUUUUGUAAUGUUUUCCAGAGCUCACCUGUAAUGUUUGGGAUCAUUGGUUGUUGGGGGUUUUACCUCACAAUUUGUUUUCUAAAAGGUGUUUGCUAAUUUUGCACCUAUUUUUAUUUUUAUUUAAAAGUUUUUGCACCUUAUCUGCCUGUUUCAUAAACGUUAGUGUUUAUUUAAAGCUUAUUUGUCCAGCGGAAAAUUUUCAUCCCUGUAAAUAUUUGAUUUGUACGUAGUGAUUUAACAGUGUACCAUACUGUAGGUGCUGUGAGUGUGCGCUAUGCAUAAUAUUUGGCGGCUGUUCAUUUUUAUUAGUAAUAUGUACAUAUACUCCAAUAUUGCCUUCGACAGAAGUAUUGAAAGUGCUCUUGCUGGUGGACAGAGUCCAGAAUUAGAACAGUUUGCCGUUAACACAUGGUUGGGGUUAGCACAUGUUACAAAAGCACAAGCUUCACUGAACAAGGUUGAUGUUCUGGUUCUGCCAGGUCCAAAUUGAAAACAUGUACUGUUUUUAGAGAUGCACCAGUCAUGCUUUAAAUAACUUUAGAACUCAAACCAUCCAAUCAAUGAUUCAGAAAUCUAAUAAAGGUUAAAGACUGACGCUUCAGUUCACCAUCAGAGCCACUACCUCUACCAUGGAACCUGCAGCACAUUUUGUUUUUGAGUUCCAGAAAUCUGUUCGGACCAGAAAAUGCCCGAUCGGUGCAUCUCUACUAAAACCCAAAGUUCUGUCCCUUUCCUCUGAACCUGAAUUAGCAUUAAUGAAUCCUCCCGUCUCGCAGUGGGACCUGGGAGCUGCUGUUGUUGGGCUUCACUCGUCUUAAAGCCACUUCAUGUACAGGUAUCCAGAUUUGAUUGUGAGCCAGGUGGAAAGUCUUGAUGUCUUCUGUAAAUAAAAGUUUGAUCUGUUUUAAUUCUUUAGAUUAUGUUGAAGCUUUUUUUUUUUAUUUUGCCAAAUGAAAUUCAAGUGUAUUGAUAAUCUAUUCUAGAUGAUAUGCUAAUAAAUCUUGUUAAUAUGUGA
Molecule: messenger RNA, 1886 nt
Organism: Poecilia reticulata (guppy)
Lineage: Eukaryota; Metazoa; Chordata; Actinopteri; Cyprinodontiformes; Poeciliidae
Product: golgin subfamily A member 7
Biological process (GO): Golgi to plasma membrane protein transport; protein targeting to membrane; peptidyl-L-cysteine S-palmitoylation
Cellular component (GO): palmitoyltransferase complex; Golgi stack
Source: RefSeq, a predicted model, not a curated record